GUGGCGCCACCUCGCACACGGGCAGCUGCAUAGAAGCGCAUCUUGCUCAUAGAUUACCGAUCGAGGGAGUACGGCUGUGUCGCCGUACAUGUAUCGAAAUUUCAUUGGAUUAUAGAGGUAGCGUCGGUGCGUCUUUCUUCUAGACACACCGCUGUAGCGCGAAGGAGCCGACGUCGUCAGCAUUUAUGUGCUUCUGCUCCGCACGUCGCGGACUCUUCCCCCUUCUCUUAUUUAUACAACACAUAACAAGAGCGUGCACCAGCGAACUGGACAGCGCAACGACACCCACCGUUCACCACAGCAGCACCACUAUUCUCUGCCCGAGUCGCCAUGUCCAAGCUGCUCCGCAAGCACCGCACACGCGACCUCACCAUACUGGACCGCGUAUACGAGCAUAUCAGCCUGCCGCCGCUCAUCGUGGCGGCCAUCGACACACCUGAGUUUCAGCGCCUCCGCACGCUGCACCAGCUCGGCGCCUCCUCCUUUCUCUACCCCGGCGCGGUACACACGCGCUUUGAGCACAGCAUCGGCGUCGCCCACAUGGCCCGCACCCUCCUCCUCAACUUUCAGCAUCAUCAGCCGGAUUUAGGGCUGAGUGAGGUGGAUAUUGAGCUCGGGAUGUUGGCCGGCUUGUUUCACGAUGUCGGCCACGGUCCCUUCUCCCACUUGUUCGAGGACGUCGUCUCGGGCCGCUGCGGGAUUGAGUUCAACCACGAGGACAUGUCGGAGCGCAUUGCACGGCGAGUGUUGGGGGACCUCAUCCCCCGUGCCCACGUCGACGUCGUCGUUGGCCUGAUGCGCGGGAGGCCGAUGCCGGGCAUCACGUACAAUGAGAUUAUCAGCAACAAGCGCAACGGAAUUGACGUGGACCGGUUGGACUACUUCAUUCGAGACUCGAUGUGCUGCUUCGGCAAGCCAACCGUCGACGUCCGCGUGAAUCGGCUUUUUAACUCGGCGAGGAUGGUGUGCGAGGGUGGGCAGUGGCAGCUGGCGUUCGAGCAGAAGCUGGCCCUGUCCCUGCGCGAGAUCUUCACCCUGCGUGCGAAGCUGCACAAGAACGUGUAUCAGCACCAGGUCACCAAGGCGAUCGGACACAUGAUUGGCGACAUCAUCCACGCCGCGGCACCGUACUUCACGGUGGGCGGACACACCUUGGUGGAGUGUGCGCAAGACGAGACACUUUUUGUGAAGCUGGGCGACUGGAUUCUGGAGGCGAUCGAGGCGAGUGAAAGCCCGCAACUGGCGGAGGCGCAAGCCAUUCUGCACCGCCUGCGCACACGCGAUUUGUACCGGGUCGUGUACUCCAGUGCGCUGGACAUCACGCAGCGCGAGGCGUUGUCGACGGUGGAGUGGCACUCCGUCCUGCUCGCACACGCCCACCCGUCGUUUCCGUUCACGAGCAACGACUUCAUCGCCGAGGUGGUGGUGAUUAACCAAGGCAAGGGCGCCGCGGACCCGCUGGAGUCGGUUCUCUUCUUCAACCCAAAGAAACCCUCGCAGCCGCUUACACGGCUAAAGCAGGCAGAGGACGUAAAGCACAGCAGCCCGCUUUUCACGCCAUUGCAAUUUGAGGAACGCACGUUGAUGGUGUUUGAGCGGCGGCCGACCAAUGGCGCGGUACAGCGCGCGUGCGAAGCGCUCUGCGCGGAUCCGGCUUUUACCGCGUUCUUCACGGGGUCGCUCCCCUUCUACAACGUGAAGUGA
Molecule: messenger RNA, 1704 nt
Organism: Leptomonas pyrrhocoris
Lineage: Eukaryota; Euglenozoa; Kinetoplastea; Trypanosomatida; Trypanosomatidae
Exons: 1
Coding region: 331-1704 (457 amino acids)
Biological process (GO): dGTP catabolic process
Cellular component (GO): nucleus
Molecular function (GO): dGTPase activity
Source: RefSeq, a predicted model, not a curated record